Molecule: messenger RNA, 3398 nt
Organism: Tuber melanosporum (Perigord truffle)
Lineage: Eukaryota; Fungi; Ascomycota; Pezizomycetes; Pezizales; Tuberaceae
Exons: 1
Coding region: 322-3156 (944 amino acids)
Molecular function (GO): protein binding
Source: RefSeq, a predicted model, not a curated record
CAAUACCGCCACUGGUAGUAAAUCCUCCAUCUCACCAGGAUAGAAAUUUCGGGGUGUCAAAGAGAUCCUGGAACGGCGUGAUGCGGGUUCGAAAGCAUCGGGAGCCUGAGAAAGUUUAACGCCCCGGCUUGUCGACGCAUCCCAAGUUUCAACUGAACCCAGUCCCCACACAACUCGACCCUUCCUCCACAUCUCCCCCCCACCAAUCGUAACCCCUAGCUACCAACCUCCUCGCGUCGUUUGCAGCUGUCGACCUUCUACCGGCAUCAUACUUCUGCCUCAUAUCACACCAUCACGACAGUGUUAGCAAACUCCACAAACAUGCUACACCACGACGAAAACUCGGCUUCUUCGCCUGGCUGGAACCCCCCGGCCCAUCUCGAGGCCCGGUUCAGCAGGAAGCGCCGCAGGCCCGGAACAUCCUCCCCUUGCAACCACCCACUGACAAACUCGAACCUUGCCACGACCCGCCGCCAAACUCUCCUCGAGACCCGUAAAUCGCUACUCCGCCAACGCGCAGCACACGUCGAGAAGGUCCGCCGGGCGCGAGCUAAUUCCCACGAAGCCGUAAGCGAGCGUCUUCUUGCCCUGCAACAAAGCCUGAGCCAAGCACACAAUAGCCGGAAUGCUAUUCUGGCCAAGAUUGCGGGGAGCUGUGCUAGUGAGGUUGCGAAGGCGAAGCAGGUUGCACAGGAGAUCAGAGCCAGACGUGAAGAGGAGGCGAAGGCCUUGAAGAGUGGGGUUGAGGAACGGAUGCUUGAGGCUGAGAGGAGAAGGAAGGAAGUUCUUCGUGAGCGUAGAGGCAAGAGACGGGAGAGAGGGUCUAGCUCCAGUGUGAAGGUUGACGGCAGCAGUGAAGAGGAAGGUGAUGACGCCGUUGCUGGGUCUCUGCAGAAGAUCCGCCUUGGCGCCUCUAAACCUACCGAGAUGCUUAGGGAGGAGGCGGCGAUUCACAUCCAGCGGCUUUAUAGGAAUUAUAGGAAUAGGGAGGUUGUGGGGAGAUUCUUGGAGCUCGGGCUUACUAUCGAGAGUGUUAGGGACACUAGUUUUGAGGCUAUUUCUAUAAAGUUUCAGGAAGAGAAGGUUCGGAAAGCCACUACAAGGCUUUUGAAGCUUUGCGGGCUAUUAGAGCAUCUUGAAGAGGGGCGGGUUGAGAUUGAAAAGGCUUGUAGGACUUUUCUAAGUGCUUUUUUGAUACUUGGUCAUCCGGGUGAGGUUUUGAGUGAUGACGGUGAGAGUGAGAAAGUAAUACCCACUGAUAACCCGAGCCCAAAAAUGCACGCUAACCUUAACCGCUUUAAACAGGCUUUGAUAACUAAAUCUAAAGAUCUCCUGAUCGCCUUCGAGUCCUUUUUAUCUUCUCCUACAUUCCCUCCUGACCAAAGCCUCUUUGCCGCGUGGGAUGCCUUCAAUACAGGGUUUACGUCCUGGAAAACUCGGGAUUCCGAAAUACUUAUCAAUACCAUGGUAGCCCAGUAUGCUGAGCUAGAUCUCAUUUGGCAGAAGGUUAAAGAUGACACGGAGGAGCACGUUGCGUUGGACUUCAAAGAAGGCAUCAGAGAGAAUCAACUGUUACUACUCGUUCGCAUCCGGAGACUCGCUGGGGAACGGACCAGGGCUUUGAUAAGACAGGCCGUCAAAGAUGCUAGAAGGACGAGACUGCCCAGGAAAGAAAAGGGCGACACAAGACCAAGAGCCACCCCCACUGCUUCUGAUGGUAAUUCGGUUUCCACUGAGGUCGAGAGCUCUUCCGUGUCUUCCGGUGCCGCCGCUGCCUCCCUCUCACCAGCUGGUUCGCCUCAGCCUCCUGAAACACCAGCCGGCGUGGCAGAUCAAAGUAGGUUUCCUCCGAUGGAAAAUGGUGCGAUAUUCUCAAAUCGCCAGGUCGUCCACGAGCUAGCCCUCGAUAAGGAUUUCAAACUAGGAGCCAGAAAGAAAGGUGGGCUGGAAAGGGUGGUGGAUGAACAGGCUAGAAGAGCCUUUUGGGAUGCCAUGAAGGAAGAUGUCCUAGAACGCGGAGAGCUGGCCAAGUGGAUACCGGGAAUGGCAGGGAGUGUCAAGGAGAAGCUGUUGCGGCUUUUGGAAUCGACUGGUUCACUCCACAGGAUGAUCUCCGAUAGCAUCGAUAUUCAGAUCAUCGAGCAGCAGUGCCGUGCUGGCUCCUAUGAUUACGAGAAAUUCUUCUCUUUUGUUCUCUCCAUUCUUCCCAAGAUUUGCUCACCUGCUAGAGACGAGGACGUACAAGCGCUCAUCAAUGACACCACCAGUAAUUAUAUUCAUCGUCUUCAACGGUUAUUCGAUGUCUUGGAACUCUUGCAGCUGGAUCACGCAAACUUUCUCCUCAUGAUGUCUGCCCAAUACGUGAUACCUGAAGCAGUGCCCUACGAGCGCCGCUUGUUCGCUGCAGACCUCGAGGCCGGUCGAACCACUCUGACUCAAACAAAACGGUGGCUCCUGAAGGCUAAAGAGGAGAAACUCCAAGAAGCUCGGUCACGCGAUCCCGAGGGCGUUAAUCACCCAUCCAAUAGGCCGCCAUCUACUGGAAUCUACAAUCACGCCUUCGCAUCACUGGUCAUGUCAUUGGGUGGGCCUCUGACGCUUCAAGAAGUCCCCGAAACUUUCCAUCUGGAUAUUGAGCGGAUCCGGACUUAUCGCGAGGAAUUCCGAAGCCUGGUACUAGGUGCAGCGAUGGGACUAACCAUCAAGAAUCUUCUGCAUCGCGACGUUCGUAGUUCCUGGAAGCCCCUCAAAGACCGCAUCUCCACCGAUCUAUCCUCAGAAACCCCCCUCGAACCACUAGCCAUUGCCCAGGACCUCUGUACAUUCCUGCGGGAAACUGUAGCUACACCAAAGCAAGUGGUCUCCCAUGUUACCUCCGCCAUCACCCGUAUCGCAGCUCGCUCGGGGUCUCAGGAGCACCAGGACCCUGUUGUCAGAGUCGUCUCGAACAGACUCCGCGGGUUCGUCCUCGCAAGACUCAAUGCGGGCACUUCCAAGGAGAAGGUCCGGCUUGCUACGGGUGGUGGGGAUACUCUUACUAGCUUUGGCAUGGCCGAGUGGAUUUCCGAGGUUGGGGCUUUUGUGGAGAGGAGCGUUGCGUUGACGGACUUGAACAGAAAUUGUUAUGCUGUUUGGUAUGACGGGAUCUUGGCUUAAGCUUGCUUGGUCCUAUAAAAGAGCCCGGAGAUGGUGGUUUGGCGGUUUGUGUUUUUGCCCGGCGAUAGUGGGAUGUUUUGUGUUAUUGCUUUGUUUUUGCUCGGUUUCUUCUCCACUUUUGUACUGUAGUGUACUACUGGGUUUGGCACUUUAGUGUAUGGCGCGUCCCUCCGCUCGUUGGCAUUCGCUGUUCGUAUCGUAUAUUGUAUUGUAUCGUAAAAUCCAUGGUGCAAUUCACUCCG